CUUUAUUAUGUAUGGACAUGCAAGCGGUAAAGCUUAUUCCGCAGUCAAAGGCAAAUGCAUCUUAUUACAAAAUGAAACUUCAAGUUCAUAAUUUUACUAUAUAUAACGUUAUUACUCAUAAAUCUGACAACUAUGUCUGGGAUGAAACUGAAGGCAGUCUUGUUGCUUCGACUUUCGUAACAAUUGUAAUAAAGCACAUAAAGAAAGAAAUACUUAAUACCCCAAACAUCCAUCACUUUAUUAUAUAUUCUGAUGGUUGCUUUUAUCAAAAUCGGAAUGCAGUAUUAUCCAAUGCCUUAAUAUCGUUUUGUGUAGUAAACCACAUUACCAUUGAGCAUAAGUAUUUAGUCGUAGGGCAUACACAAAUGGAAUGUGACUCUACUCACUCAUUAAUACAACGCAAAAUGAAUAAUAAACAAAUUAAUUUGCCCUCCCAACUAGUUCAACUAAUGAAAGACGCACGAAAAAAUCCAUAUCCACUAGUGGUUCAUCACCUACAACACAGUUAUUUCCUGGAUUAUGAAAAUCUUCCAAAGCGGUAUUCAUCUAUUCGACCAGGUAAUAAAGUUGGAGAUCCUACAGUAAAUAUGAUUCGUGCUUUGGCAUAUGAUACAACGGGAUCCAUAUAUUACAAAACCUGUUUUAAGGACGAGUAUCAGCUUCUUCCAAAAAGGACUACCAGAAAUUUUGAAAUUCAGCAGCCUAAUCUUUUGCACCCGCAAAGGUUAACGAUAUCCAAGAAGAAAUGGCAACAUCUGCAGGACCUAAAGGCUUUGAUUCCAGCAGACUGUCAUUACUUUUAUGAUAAUAUACCUUUUGAAUAAUUAAUUGUUUAAUAAACAAUUAUUAAACAUUGUUCUCAUUUUGACUUGAAAUAUUUUAAUUUUUUUUAGUACUUAUGUACAUAUUAAUAAUAAAAAUAACAUGAAAUAUGGAAAA
Zeugodacus cucurbitae (melon fly) is the source of this 939-nucleotide messenger RNA. RefSeq lists its product as uncharacterized. The coding region runs from base 12 to 824 and encodes 270 amino acids. The transcript has 2 exons. The record is from RefSeq and is a predicted model, not a curated record. NCBI's taxonomy places the organism in Eukaryota, Metazoa, Arthropoda, Insecta, Diptera, Tephritidae.